CGUUAUCUCCAAAGAAACGCCAUCUCCGAAGAACAAUUACUUUCAAUGACCAGUCCUGUCAAUGGUACGUGAUCAAACACUGUGGCUGACAAAAAUAUGUAUUAACUGAACGGAUAUAGCCCCAUCUCCAGUCUUCAGUGUGUAUACUCCUCAGUUUGUUCGAUCACCUACACCAGGCUCGUCAAUACCCGGGCUCGCUUUCCAAGCCCUGUCUCUCAUGGAUCCUUACCAACAUCGCCAGCCUGAUGUAUUACCAACCGCAUCAGAGGAGGUGCCCAUGUUUGAUCCCGAAACCUUUCAACCAUUGCUUAAGCCAUUACAAGCAGGCUCGGAGAACGAAGUUUCCGUCCAGAAUAACGCUUCGUCGACAGCGACGCCUCAGCACAUAUCAUAUGAGACGCCACAACCCUUUCUCAUUAGCGAUAGUCCAUCAGCAUCAUCGGAACAUGGAAGUGGUCUGCCUACAGCUAGUGGGAAACCCUCGCUAGAGCCUCUGGUAGAAGACCCAGACUCAGCAAACCACCUCUAUGCCGCCAGCCUUGUGCGACACAGCCCCAAUCCAGGGAGUUCCGUGCCAGCGCUCAGCAUCAGAAAUAGUACUUUGGACGAACAUGCGCCGGUACUCCCUUCUGCAACAACUUACCAACCUUCAAGGCUAUCGACAUACGACAUCUUUAGCGGGGACGUGCAAGAGUCUGUCAGCUCUCCGGUAAUGGCGACUGUUUCGUUUCCUUCCGACGAUGAUGAGUUCAUUUUCAUAAACCGCGAGCACGAGAGCGAACCUGUGCUUGAUCAGACAGAAGAAAAGGAAUCCACAUAUGAAGAUCCAAUCGAACGUGAGGAGCGAUGCCAAGCCCAGAGAGAGUACUGCAGUGCUAUUAACAAGUACAUUACCAACAGAGGUAGCCAAACCGAACCGUUCCUUCGGGUGGCCGUGCUGGGACUGACCCAAUGCCUCAAUUAUUGCCCUACAUAUGAGGUUCCAAGCGCCGCUUGUAUCUGCUUAGAUCUCCUGGUAUCACGUCCCUGGGCUAAAGACCUGGUCUGGUAAACAGCUCUUUUUGGGUGUGUAUGUGCGUCUAAGGAGAGAAGAGAGGAGGAGCGGGGAGCUCGAGCUAAGUACAGGGUGCCACGCUAG
Molecule: messenger RNA, 1138 nt
Organism: Hyaloscypha bicolor E
Lineage: Eukaryota; Fungi; Ascomycota; Leotiomycetes; Helotiales; Hyaloscyphaceae
Exons: 1
Coding region: 218-1051 (277 amino acids)
Source: RefSeq, a predicted model, not a curated record